UUGAAUGUGUACCGUAUCGGCGGGUAUUUUGUAACUUAUUUACGAGUUAUUUACGUGGCAAUUUGAUAAUUGGAUUAACAAUAUAUGAAAUAUCGUUGAGGCUCUCACGAAAGAUAUGGAUGGAACUUCAAUUCGCAGCAGGUUGAUGAGACGUCAUGCUUUGGUUACCGCUGCUUUCUCCUCUCGGACUCCAGAUACGGUUGAAUCAUACAAGCUUUCCGUGAAAGAUAAGGCUGAACAACUUGUAAAGAAAAAGUUCCCGGAACGAAUCAUCCAGUUCAACAAGAUUUUAGAAGAGCCACCUUUCCUUUGUGAAGAUUUAACUACAGUGCAUAGUGACCUCAAAAUUCCAGUUCCAGAACCAUUAAUUGUCAACAAUUUCGAUGGCGAUCCUCCUGGUAAAAAGCGUAAGAUGUCAGAAGGGACAGAAGAUGCUGUUACUGGUGCCAAAGUGUUCGUCCUGCCUUCAGGGUCUGUUUCCAUUAAUCCCCACAUAACAUCGAUGGUUGAUACAAUAAAACCUCUCAUCCGUCAGCUUGUGGAAGAAGCAAAUCUGCUCAAGAUGUGGGUGUCAUUUUUGAUACCAAAGAUUGAAGAUGGCAAUAAUUUUGGUGUGAGCAUUCAGGAGGAAACUUUAGGUGAAAUCCGAACUGUUGAAUCAGAAGCUGCUGCCUUCUUUGAUCAGAUUUCUCGUUAUUAUAUGACAAGAGCUAAGCUGGUGUCAAAAGUUGCCAAAUACCCACAUAUAGACGAUUACCGUCGAACUGUAAUGGAGCUUGAUGAGAAAGAAUACCUUUCCUUGCGCAUCACGCUCUGUGAAAUAAGGAACCACUACGCAACACUCCACGAUAUGAUUACCAAGAAUAUGGAAAAAAUUAAAAAGCCACGGUCAGCUAAUUCCAUUGAAGCUAUGUACUAAAUCAACUUAGUUAACAGUAUUCAUUGUUCUCAAGUAUGAUAGACAAGUUGGGAGUUCUUUACUAGAUAUCAGAUCAAUGUGAUAAUGACUGGAAAGGGAUUUGGAACAUUUAGAUCUAAAGAUAUAUUAGUCACAUAAAUACUUUCAUUUCUGUUUCUUCUUAUAAGUAUGGGUACAGACAUGCUUUGUUUUCAAACUUAAGUGGAAGAAAGUGAGUUGUGCAGUUGCACUCAUACACACAGUUAUGAAUUUUCUGAUAUAUGGGAUGAUUUUUAAUAAAAGACAUUGUUUUUUUUUUGUCCUCGUGAAAAUCUUUCAGAGAUCUAGCAUUUUGCAGUGAUUUGGUGUUUUCCUAUUUUUAUUGUUACAUACUACCGUGGAGAGGCUCUGUUUAAUCAAAGAAUAUAAGAGCAAAGAUAGUGCUAUGCCAAAGUCCAUUCAAGUUGAGCUAUAGUUUGCAUACUAAGGUUAAUUUUAUUCGAAGUGAGAGUUGAGUUAUAAUAAAAUACUAUAUAGCUAUAUAUGAAGUGGCUGUGCUGAAGUAUCUUACCGAUUUUGGUGGGUGAUGUCUGAAUACAUGUGAGAAGUGAGCUACUUAGUUUUAUUUCUUUAGCUACUUUUAAUUUUAUUUGUCCUUAAUGAUGCCUUGCAUUGUUCCAGAAAAUGAAAGAGUAAAAAGAUGUUAAUAAAAACCUAUCUGUUUGUGCUGGUGUUUAAGAUUUUUUUAAUUUCAAUAUUCAGUGAUCUCUCAGGAACAUAAUUUUAAAAGUUUAGUAAUUAUUUUCGUGGGUUUUUACAGUUAUUUCAGAUUUACAUUUUUGGCAUUUGCUAGAUUUAAGAUUUUCUCUUCGUUAUUUGUUGUAUUCCAUCUUUCCCUCCUCCCUCAUAAUCCCCUUUUAUAUAUAAAUCGUUCUGGGAUG
Messenger RNA from Macrobrachium nipponense, 1839 nucleotides. It is a transcript of the gene REG, whose product is annotated as proteasome activator complex subunit 3-like. Lineage: Eukaryota; Metazoa; Arthropoda; Malacostraca; Decapoda; Palaemonidae. The transcript has 7 exons. Gene Ontology annotation, biological process: regulation of proteasomal protein catabolic process; positive regulation of endopeptidase activity; regulation of G1/S transition of mitotic cell cycle. Gene Ontology annotation, molecular function: endopeptidase activator activity. Bases 116 to 919 code for a protein of 267 amino acids. Gene Ontology annotation, cellular component: proteasome activator complex; nucleoplasm; cytoplasm. The record is from RefSeq and is a predicted model, not a curated record.